GUAACACAGCAGCUCGAUCAGUCUGGCGAUGUGCUGGGGCCAGGCCUCAAGGACCCGCGCAUGGAGGCACAGGAUGAUCUCGUUCUCAAAGUGCUGCAGCUGGCGCUGCGAUGCACGGCCAAGCGCUAUGCCACUCGGCCCGGUAUGGGGGCGAUCGCAGCCGAGCUGGAGGGGGUUUUGGCAGAACUGAUCGGGUCAAAGAGGAAUGCAGCUGCUGAGGAGGUGGACAAGCAGAUUCUGGACUUGACACCUUCGGCAGAUAUUGAAAAGCAGCUAGCCCGCCUGGAUGCUGCUUUUGAUGAAAGAGAAGGUGCCGUGUAA
Messenger RNA from Closterium sp. Naga37s-1, 321 nucleotides. The record is from the annotation of a GenBank genome assembly. NCBI's taxonomy places the organism in Eukaryota, Viridiplantae, Streptophyta, Zygnematophyceae, Desmidiales, Closteriaceae.